CCAAUCAGAUUUGCUACUGGGCCCCCACGUGAAUGGACCAGGAAGUGAGUCCAGAAUGGGCUCUCUCUCUUCCGUCUAGAAUCGCUUCUAUCCCUGAAAAACAGUUACACUGUUGCUUGGGGAAACAUGGCCACUGCCGGAGAUUCGAGAGGAGAGCUUCAGAAGGAAUUAGUCUGUUCUAUUUGCCUUGAUUAUUUCGACGACCCUGUCAUUUUAAAAUGCGGUCACAAUUUCUGCCGCAUGUGCAUUUUGAUGCACUGGGAGGAAAAUGGAGGCGAUGAUGUUGGUUACCAGUGUCCGGAGUGCAGGAUGGUGUUCGCAAAAAUGAGUUUCACCAAGAACUACCUGGUAAAGAACUUAGUGGAUAAACUGAGCGACUUCGACUAUCUGAAGACGUGUAGGCCCUCUGCACCCGCAAAACCCGUGAAAAUGGACGGGAAAUGUGAGCGACACCACGAGGAACUCAAACUGUACUGCCACACGGACAGAAAGCCCAUCUGCGUGGUGUGUCGGGAAUCAAGAGCGCACAGACACCAUGAUGUUGCUCCUGUACCAGAGGUUGUUGAAGACAUGAAGAGUGAGCUCAAGCUAAGACUCAUCAAGCUGAACUGGCAGAAGUCCAUGUGUACCAGAGUAAAGAGCACAGACGAGCAGGCCAAAUCUGAUGUCAAGCUAAAAAAACAAGCGUUGAAGGAGAAGAUUGAGGAAGAUGUUGGUGCCCUGGUUCAGUUUUUGUUGGAUGAGAAGGAUGAUCUGUUGGAAAGGUUGGAGGCCGAAGCGGUGGCCACUAUUGGGCUGAUUGAUGCGAACCUGAAACGUGUGGAGAGCGAGGCAGCCAAAGUGGACAAAGCCAUUACUGAAAUUCAAAACCACCUGAGUGACAGCGCUAACUUUGAGAGUAUCAGUAAUUCAUACUUAAGCCCCUGCCACGUUAACCUCAGCGUCCAGGCCUCUAACUCUCCUCCAGAUUUCUCAGAGUUCACAGGCCCCUUUCAGCUCAUUAUGUGGAAGAAGAUGAUGCACGUGUUACACACAAUGCCUCAGAAUUUGACUCUAGAUUUAGACACCGCUCAUCCCUCGUUGGCCAUCAGCGACUUUGACACCAAGGUGGAGGAAGGCCGCGUGCGCUCCCAGGAGCCCGACAUGCCGCAGCGCUUCACUCGUUUCUUUGGCGUGCUCGCCACUGCCCAGUAUUCCAGCGGUCAGCAUUACUGGGAGGUGGACGUGCGGGACAAGGGGGUCUGGUAUCUGGGCGUCACCACCGAAUACAGCAACCGCAAAGGUUUUGUAAACCUUUCGCCCUCCGCUGGCUACUGGAGCCUGUGUCUCCAAGACCGACUGUACGCCAACGAGGAAGACUCGCGUGUGCCCGUGGCAGACUACUGGAACUCUCCUCGUGUCGGCGUUUUCUUAGACUACGACCGGGGCCACGUUACUUUCUUCGACGCUGUUACCAUGAAACGCAUCUAUAACUUUGUCACAUACUUUGACGAGCCAGUCUCACCCUUCUUCAGCCCAGGGAAAAACGACCCGGGUAGCCGACUACAAAUAUGUCACUUCUACUGAAAACGAAGCGAUGCGUACAUGUAGUUCGCAACAAACAAAAUAAAUAAUGAUAAAUGCUCCUGUUGUUGCAUCUAAGUAAACAUUUCAGGGCAUUUUCCUUCCUGGAAGUAGGGAGGACGUUUGUUUUUAAGCUCUGCCAUGUCUUUGGAUUCAGUUGAUCUGAAUUAAUUAGUUGCGUAGAGCUUUGAUACACCAUAAUCUGAAGGAGUGAAAUAAAUUUUUCUUGCUCUUGAAUUAUGAUGUAGCCCCACUGAAAUUCAGGUAGAGAGGCAUUGCCGGUUUUUACGCAAAUGUCGACUUUAGCUGCUCUGUGUCGUCUUGUCUUAGACCUCAGUGUUGUCUUUUGUACAUCAUUGUAGAGGUGAAAAUAAAGACUAAAUCAGGCCAAAAAUGUAUUAAUGGUUGAUAUCAAAUUGUAGAUUUGGGCAUUUUAAUCACUAUGUAUUCCAUUUUAUGGCUUUUUUUUUUUUUUUUUUUCUUUAUUUUAAAUCUAUUUUAAACGUUUACAUAUUUUUGCCGCAAUUUUGUUUUUAAGGGAUGUUUUUGUUAGACAAAUUACCCUGUAAUGUAAUGUUACAUAAAGGCUCUGUGUUUGAACAUAUCGUAAUAGCUCAGACUGCAAUAGGUGCUAUGCAACUUUGAGUAUGUGAGUUUUCAACAACAAAGUAGGACAGAUAUGCUGUGAGGAGCGUCCUUUUAUUCAUUUAAUUAUGUAAAUGAGUCCAUUCUUAAGCUUUGUGCCAUUCAUGUUACAUCAUUUUAAUGUACCUUUCAAAUCUAUUAUAUUAAAAAUUUUAAUCUGUUUGAUUUGUUUAGCAGUAGUCAAAUUUGUCUUGUGGGAUGACGGUGAAGAGAGAUGCUGGGAAUGUACGUUUUUGUUUGCUUUUGUACUGAAACAAGCACAAAGUGACAUUUCAGCACCCUUUGAUUGAGCUCAGAUGGUUUGUUAUUCAUGUUGAUAUUUACAGAACUAGUUUAUAUACUAGAACCGCUGCAGUCAUUUGUACAAAAUGUUUUUUGAGCUGACAAAGGAUCAAGAAAACACUGGAACAGAUCACUUCUGGAUCUUAAGAUGUUUUGUACAUGUGCUGUUAACGUGAACAUGCUCUCAACACUUUGUGUUACCAAGAUCCAUGAUAAAAACUAGGAUCUAAGUUUUAUUUAACAUUUAGUACUUUAGUAAUCACUGUCUGUUUCCUCAUAUGAAAUGAGUUCAACUUGAAAACAUUGACUCUUUGUAUGUUUAAUAUAUAUAUAUUUUUAAUUUGGAUUUCUUUUAAUUGCUGAUGUAAGAGAACUGUUACAUCACUUUUGAGCAUUACUGCUGGAUGGCACCAUCAGUACAUUUUACUUUUGUGUGAUUUAAAACCACUGCAAUAUGUUAAAUGUUUUCCUCUGCAGUCAUUUAAAAAUAAAAUAUUACAACAGUU
Ctenopharyngodon idella (grass carp) is the source of this 2996-nucleotide messenger RNA. RefSeq names its product tripartite motif containing 47 (gene trim47). Gene Ontology annotation, molecular function: protein binding; zinc ion binding. The coding region runs from base 127 to 1566 and encodes 479 amino acids. The transcript is spliced from 8 exons. Lineage: Eukaryota; Metazoa; Chordata; Actinopteri; Cypriniformes; Xenocyprididae. The record is from RefSeq and is a predicted model, not a curated record.